CAGCGUGAGAGGAGCUUGGAGAGGAGCAAUUGCCGAGCGUUCUCGGGAGCGCGUGGACUUCGGGCAGGACUUCGCCCGCGGGGGAGGGAGAAGCAGCGGUAGCCUCGCCUCCCACAACACAAAGUCAGCUUUUUUUUUCUUUCCUUUUUUUUUAAAAAAAAAAAUUGGCUGAACGCUGCUUUGUUUUAUCUCCUUUGCUCCCUUUUCUCUUUGCAUCCUGCCAAACAAAGGAAAUAGAAGGAAUUCUGAUUUUGCAGGAGACAUGCGUUCCAUCAGGAAGAGGUGGACUAUCUGCACGAUAAGUAUCCUCCUGAUCUUUUACAAGACAAAAGAGAUUGCAAGAACGGAGGGGCACCCGGAGGCGCAACCCAACGGAGAUGGUGAGCAAAGUUUAAGUAGAUCAAUGGUCAAUAGCUCCGAUAAAAUAAGCCGGAAGGGUGGCUCUUCAGUGUUCCAGCAUUCUGUAGAAAGAUGGAAAAUCAAUUCCUCGUUGGUGUUGGAAAUAAGGAAGAAUAUUCUUCGAUUCUUGGAUGCCGAAAGAGACAUCUCAGUCGUCAAAAGCAGUUUCAAGCCUGGAGAUGUAAUCCACUAUGUGUUAGACAGACGCCGUACACUAAAUAUUUCUCAGGAUUUGCAUAGCCUCCUUCCUGAAGUUUCUCCAAUGAAGAAUCGUCGAUUUAAGGCAUGUUCUGUUGUAGGAAAUUCUGGCAUCCUUCUGGAUAGUGGGUGUGGAAAAGAGAUUGACAACCAUGAGUUUGUUAUAAGGUGCAAUCUAGCUCCUGUGGUGGAGUUUGCUGCAGACGUGGGAACUAAAUCAGAUUUUAUUACCAUGAACCCAUCAGUUGUACAAAGAGCAUUUGGAGGCUUUCGGAAUGAGAGUGACAGAGAAAAAUUUGUGCACAGACUAUCUAUGCUGAAUGACAGUGUCCUUUGGAUCCCUGCUUUCAUGGUCAAAGGCGGAGAGAAGCAUGUGGAGUGGGUUAAUGCAUUAAUCCUUAAGAAUAAAUUGAAAGUGCGAACUGCCUAUCCAUCAUUGAGACUUAUUCAUGCUGUCAGAGGUUACUGGCUAACCAACAAAGUUUACAUCAAGCGACCCAGUACAGGACUCCUUAUGUAUACCCUCGCAACGAGGUUCUGUGAUGAAAUUCACCUUUACGGAUUCUGGCCCUUCCCAAAGGAUAUAAACGGAAAACCAGUCAAAUAUCAUUAUUAUGAUGACUUAAAGUACAGAUACUUUUCAAACGCCAGUCCCCAUAGGAUGCCAUUAGAGUUUAAAACACUGAACAUGUUACAUAAUAGAGGAGCACUUAAAUUGACCACAGGGAAAUGUAUACAGCAAUAAUGCACGAGUCAAGUAUCAAGAGAAAUACAGGAAAUUCAGAUUUUAUAGAACAGCAGUGGGAUCCAAGCAGUGGAUAUAGCCCAGUGCACUGUACCAAGCCAUCCGAACAUAAGGAAGUACAUCAAGUCUCUAUUACCAGCUGAUGUUUUACCUGUUGAAGUGCUAAAUAAAUAUUGAGUGGAUUGGUUCAAGUAAGUGCCACUUUUGCUAAAAAGAAAUCUUGAAUGUAUACAAUCAGUAGUGUUUACAAGAUCCAACAAUGCAUUCAUCACUUGUUAAAGAAGCAAAUUAUUUGAUCGCUGCUCAUUUGCCUCCGCACAAAGUCAGGCAAUGUCCAAAGGAAUAACCUGGCAUUGAAAUGAAGUGACAGGAAUCAGAAGUCAAGGUGGAAUUUGGAGACCAGUGGAUCAUAUCUGAAAGAUCAAACAAGACACCUUGGUCGGAGGAAUGCCUAACUUUGUAUUAUAACCUCUUUCUCUUUUUCUUUCCUGUUUUUCAGAUUGUCAUGCAUUUAUCAUAGUGUUUGGGUAUUGGAACUCUGUAAGGGAUUUUAAAAAGAUAAUAAUAUGGACUUUCUAACCGAACUUCAAGUAGUGUUCUUAGAAGAAUGUCUUAAUUCUUUAAAAAUCCCUGAAAGUUAAAAUGAAUAUUAUAUCAUCUUGUUCAGUUUAACCUUGCUUAAAGUCAAAACUGGUUCCAUGAACGCUUGUUGAUGCUGUAGUAUGCAGAGCCAUUCUCCUGGUUUUUCAGGCCACAGAAUAUGCUAGCCUUAACCACCUGAAGGAAGAUGUAGUGCUGACAAGAAUGGUACUUGACUAUAAAUCCCUCUUAUACAAAUUGAACAAUGGAAAAGUCAUCUCAGAGAGACUGUUUUGGGCAGUAUUUAAAAAACAGUAUAAUUUGAGUACUAGGGCUUAUAAUCUCCCAGUUGCUUUAUGUGCCUCCCCGGGUCACUGUAUCAGUGAGAUGGGCAGCAUAGAAAUUUGAUAAUAAUAAAAAAAUGUUCUUCUGUUGGAGGGAAUGAUAAAUACACGUUCAAAUGAAAAACAUUCUUCCCGGUCUGUUGUGUUUUAAAGAAAAGGCAGUUGUGAGAUCCUGAUCCAGAUGGCGGGUUUCAUAUUGGGGCUCAUGCAUCUAUUCUCAAUUAUUAUUUGCCUCAGACAGCAGCAACAGAAGGAUAGAUUUUCAAACCAGAGGCUGGCUUAUACCCUGAAAUCAGAUGGGGAACAUGUUCUGGCUCAGGGCUUCAUAUGGCUUUGUCUUCAAGCUGUCAUUUUAAAAACAACUAUCUUAAGCAUGUUUUAAAGCACAUUCAUGAUAACAAAUCAUAUGAUUAAGGUUAGGAGCAUUCACGGGAUGUGUGUGACAAAGGGUAAGAUUUUGAUUAUGUGGUUUCAGCCACCAUAUUGACACUUUUUGGACUCUCACCACCUCCUGCCAAGGUCUCUAACAGAGGAGAGCUAAAUGGAGAAGAAAUCCAUAUAAUUUGGCACUAUGUCCUAAGUUACUCAUCCUGAAAGCAUUCCAUAUUUUGAGCAGUUAUUAAAGCAAGAUUGUUUCGUUGUAUGGCAUAUGAAAAGAAUACUAUUAACAAGCAGGUGCCCUUACAUUUGGUACCAAAGAUUAUGCUGAUUUUUGUAAUUGAUAAUGUAUUUAUUUACCUUGUAUUGACAAAAACAUGUACAUUUAGUGUUAUCACUGUGUUGCUGUACUGCUGAGGAAACAUCUCUGUUUCCUGUUAACUUAGUAGGUAGAUUCUGUUUGAAUGACAAAUUCCUUAACUUGUCUUGGUUUUUAAAUAUUUUAUUGAAUAUUGAAUAUUUUAUAAACAGAGCAAAAAGGAUUCUUCUCCCUUCUUAAUUAGAAUGUGCCCAUGACUUUCAUUAAUCAAAAUAGGAUAAUAGAAGUAAUGAAAAAAACAUUAAUACUUAUUUUCAGAUUCUGUAUUGGCAGUUUUCCCCACUAUUUUUAGUUUGUUUACAAUAUAUUCAUUAUAGUGCUGGACAAUAUUCCUGUUUUUCUUGACGUAUAGUAUCUUGAUAAAUAGUAAAUGAAAAACCUCACUGCUAAGAUAUUUUGCCUUUCUGCUUUUUAGAAGCUUCUUUUUCUUGUACUAUUUUGAAGAAUUCUAUUGUUGCACUUUGUCCGAAAGGUUUUCUAAAGAGGAAGAUUAACAAAAGCGCUACCAUCGUGGAGCAUGGUUGUACACAGAAUAGCUGCAAACCUUAGUAUUUGAAGCACAUUUAAUGACGUGUCAAAUUGCUACAGGGUGAAGAGAGUACUUACUUCUUAGUAUCCUUAUUUAUCUCCGCUUUCAAAAUAAGAGCAAAAGGAGAAAACUUCUAAAAAGCAAACACAGAAUACACUUUAAUUGGAUCUUAUGAAAUAAAACAUAUAAGGAAGAAUAGACUGCGGAUGUCAUUUUCUCACCAAAGGAAAAAUCUUGAGCUUCCUUCCAGGUCUUAAGUUCUAUUCUCACACUUUUCCUUUCUGCUUACAUACUUGUAUAUUAAUUAAUUAAUUAAUUCUGGCUUAAAACCUACUUUAUUAAGAUCAGCUAUUCAUCUCUUCCACUUACUAAUGAAUUGACAAUGCAUCACUGUCACUUCAGAAGACUCCAAGAAAAACUUUGGUAGAUCAUACUAAUAUUCUGUCUAACCCAGCAUCCUGUUUUCCAUAAUAAUGUCUUUGGGAAACUCACAGACAUUUGUUCUCACCUAUAAUUCUUCUUUUUGAUUAAGACAAGGAUGAAGUUAUUUGAGCUUGGUAAAAGUGGAUGGGAAAUGGUAAACAAUUCACAAUAACAUGUUAUGCAGUUGUUAGUAUUACUGAGCUUGAUUCGCAAGCUUGUGAGAAAUGUAUGCAUGCCAAUGCUAAGAAUUUAGCUGCUGCUGUUUUUUUCACUAGAAAAAGUAUUUGAUUCCUGCAGUAUUUUUUAAACUGGUAGCUAUUUUCUUUUUCUUGUUCUAAAAAAAAAAAAAGAACAAAAUAAAUUUGUUGUAGUCUACUCAACCAGCACAAACUUUUGUUUCGAUGAGGCAUUGAAGCUAGCAAAUUAUACUCUUUCUUGUUCACUCAGUAAAUAAGAUUGAUCUUAACAAAAGAAGUUUAAUUUGUAUUUAUAGUUAUUUACAAGCUCACUUGUUUGCAAUACAGUAAGAAAAUAAAUACAUUAAAAUACAUUCAACAACAAGAAUUCAUUGUUGUAGGAUUUUUCUUUUUAGUUCAUACAAAUGCAAAAGGGUAUACUGUAUCUGCAGGCUGCAGUACUCACUUUAUUAAGAAUGAUGCCUGCAUUUUUUAAAACGCAAUUUUUGGACAGAAUAGACUAUACACUUUAAAACCUACAGGCAAGAUGUUAAGUGGUGCCUUUAUAAUCAACUUACUUUAUCUUGAAUCUUAAUAUUCACUUAUCACUGGUUUAUAUUAUUCUUUCCUUGUAUAGACUAUUUCAAUAUGUCCAUUAUAAAGAAAGGGCUAAAAUACAGAUUAAAACCCCUUUUAUGUUUUUCAUCUCUCAGGAAAAUUUAAAUUUUCCAAAUCAAAAAAGAAGAAAGUUAAAAUUCCAAAAAAAAGAUUAAUAUAUAUAUUGGUAUAUUACAUGUUUAAAAAAUCAACUUUUUCAUUAUAAGACAUUAAAAUCCUUAUUGAAGACAGUAAACAUGGAUAGAUUUGGACUAUUAAAGAACAAAACCGAAUAAAAACUUCUAAAUAAAAAAAUAAUUAAAUUGAUUGAAAGCAUCAGAAGGUUUUUCAAGAAUACAAUACCUUCAGAGCCUAUAUUUAUUUCAUCUAAUAUGUUUGAAAUUAUUUAAAAAUAAGUUAUCUCUUCUUUAUGUCAGCUUGCUUAUCUUCCUCUUAUUUUAUGUACAAUAAAUUCAGCUCAUAGAAGAGUCUUGCCUUGAUUGUCAAAUUCUACUACUCUUCAGCAAAGCCUGCCUGAUGUCUUUGUCCUGGAUUUUCUUUUUUAUAUGAAUUGAAAUAAAACUUGCCUUGAAAUUUCUAUUCUUUCUUUAAAUGCAACUCCUACUGCAAGUUUUUCCUUUACGCAGACCUACAUUGUAAAUACAUAGCUUUUGAGAAGAACCACCACUUAAAAUCUAGGGUUGGAGAUGCAAUGCCUGCAGGCACCAUAAAAUAUAGUCCUUUGCAAGUCAUCGAAUUUUAGGACUCUAAAAUUAAAGACUUCUAUUGUAAUAAAACAAUAAAAAAGACUGUCAAGUUCAUGGGGUAUUGAUUUUGCUAAAUGGGACAAUCUCCUGCGAUUUUAGUAAUUUUUAAUUGAGAAAAUGUGGCUAGAGCACUGGGAGAAGAAAACGUAAUCAGAAAUAGGGUUUACUGCCUAAGCAGGGGGUUGGACUAGAACAGAGGUGUCAAACUGCCGGCCUACGGACUGGAUGCGUCAUGCCAAAACCGCACCCACCCCAUUGCCGGCAAUGGGGAAGAAGUCACGAUACGUUGCGACACGUCACGUGACGUCGCAAGUUUGACACCCGUGGACUAGAAGACCUCCAAGGUCCCUUCCAACUCUGUUAUUCUAUUCCAUUUUAUUCUAAAUAUACAGAAAGAUUUUGGCCAUGCAUUGAAAUAAUAGAUGAUACCUUUUCAGAUUCUUGUAAAGAAUAAAUUGAAGUUUCUCUUCAUUUUUGCUCUUUUCCUUACCAUGUUUUACUGCCAGGAUUCUGAAUGAAUAGACCGAUAUUUUCCCCAUUAAUUAUUGCCCAGCACUAUCUCCAACAAAUAUUCAGUGCCAAAAUUAGAUCACUUGAUAAAAAAAUCUAUGAAGAAAUCUUAAACUAUGAAAUUAGAAAGGGAAUUUGUGUUCAUUCAAGAAUGUUUUUCCUAUGAAUGUAAAUCAUAAAUCAAUCUUUACAUUGUGGGUUAUGUUAGGAACUCUAUAGUUUCUGAGAUUAGUGAUGAUAAAUGUACAGUGAAAUCUCAUUUAAGUGGACUAACAGGAGUUGGGAGUUAUUAAGAAAUAUCCAGUAGGUUAGAGAUUUCUCAUAGACCAUUAUGUAAAUGAUGAAAAGUAUAUUAUUUGUGUCAAUUUGUAUUAUUUGCAUAAUGAUUACCAUUAUGCAAAUGAAGUUACUGUGAAAAGUUGCUCCAUUCCAUGUAAAAUCUAUUUCAUCAAGAUCCAGUUAAUUAAGGCUUUUCUAUUCUAUUCCCCACCCCAGAAUAUUCUCCUUCUUUUAUUCUGUUAACUAAAAGAUAAAAUCUUCUCAACAUUUCCUUUAGUUUGUUGUCUAUCUGAUAUAUCUCUAUUUUAUAUCAUUCAGAAAAUAGAUUCACAAAAUUAAAGACAAUUAAUUGAAUCUAUAUUACUUACUUAAAAUUGAUGCAUUAAAAGCAAUAGAAAGCAGGAUAAGUUUGAUUCGCAAUUUACUUCAAAUUUGGUCAACUUACAUUUUCCAAACUUAUAGGGGUGUUAAAAUUCAUGUGUAAUACACUUUCCGUAUGUUUUUAUGAUGCAGCUUAGAAAAAAGUGUUAAAAUAUAUGCUAGGGAUAUAAAGCACUAUAAAAUGCCUAUAUUGGAAAAGUUCACUAUAUUGGUACAGUUGAGAUGAAAACAUUAAUUAUUCGCAAAAAUGCAUAUAUUACAAAAAGUGGCUAAAUAUAGUAGAAAAUUUUGCAAGGGAAUGUAUAGGAAUUUUUAUACUUUAGAAAUUUCACAAACUGGUGCAAGAAAUAAAACAAGGUGAUAAAAGUGAGUAAUUAUUAAAAAUUGAUAUUUAUUAAUUUAAAAUAGCCAUAUAUAUAGAAAUUGGAAAAUAUUUCAAUGUUGGUUAAUUUCUAAACAUGUUUGCAUCAGUUUUUGAAUUUUUUAUGAAUUAAACAUUGUCCAAAAUUCAUGCAUUUCCAUAUCACAUAUUUCUUGUAUAUUAAAUGCUAAUUUUUGCAAAUAAUUUCUCCAUGUGGUACUAUAUGGGUUUCUGAAUAAUUUUUUUUGUGGUGUUCAGUUGCAUUAUUACCCUGCAAAAUUCUAAAAGCACCAGGUACAACACAGAUAUUUAUUCUAUUUUAUGUUUUAACUUUAAAGAAUAUUCACUGGGAAGCUUAUAUAAUACUGGUCAAAUCCAUUUCUCCUUCAUUCCUAGCUAUAACUAAUGAAUACAUACAUUGUUUGUUUACUUGUUUUUUUCUCUCCCCCCCCCCCACAUACAUUGUUUUCUAAGUAUGUCUUAAUCAGUAACCUAGCCAAAGCUAUUUGUGAAGUGUGCAGUUUAAACUGAAAUGAUGGUAUUUUAACAAUAGUUUUCAAUUUGCAGAUAAAAUACAGACACUCAAAAUCUUGUCAACAACUCCUAAACUCAGCUCUGUGACUUUGUUCCCAGUUAAAAUUACCAUUGAAUUCACUAAAUGUAAAAGUUGUGUAAUUAUGCUGGGAACCAAGGAUUAGGUUGUAGUCCAGUGAAUGGUUAUCUAUUAAAACAAGUGAAAACCUAGUAGGGUUUUUCGCAUUCAUACAUCAGGUUUUUUGUCCUCCCUGAGGCAUAUCACUCUACCUUGAUGUAAAGUGCCUCAGGGAGUGAGUCUAUCUAUCCCCAUAAAACAUUGCAGUAAGAUUGCUCUAAAUGGAUUUGAUCAGCCCCUUUGCUUUAAUGGAAGAACUGCCAUUUUUUCCAAAUGAACUACUGUAGCACUUUGAAGGAAAGGUUUACUGGAACACUAUAACCUUUUGAAAGAUUUACAAAGCAUUCAGUAUACCUUUAAACCUCUCACAGGAACAAUUCCAUCUACUUCCUCUUUGGUUUUCUGCAAAGGAAGUCAGCCUAUGGGAUAGGAGUCUAAAAUACAAAGUGCCCAAAAAGUUUGAUUAUAACUGUAGGUAUGUCUCAAGGCUGCAAAUGCCAUCCAUAAAGUUACAGGAAACGAGCACCUCUGUUUCUCCAAUGGGAACGAUAUGGUCCAUGCCACUGGAGCUGUGCAAUUUUUACAUCCUUUUUUCCUCCCUGUCCUUAUUAUUUCAUCCUUUAAAAAAGAGCACUGUUGUCCUAAAUCGGCAAAAGCACAAUUGUUUUAACUGUAUAUAUUAGUGGAAAAUGCCUUCCUAAACAGUACUACUGCUAGUAAACUUAAACAGGUCUCAUUUGUGUGCACUGUUGAGAUGUAUUCUGUCAGGAUCAUCUUGUUUAAUGCAGUUUAAUAUUAUUUUGUGUAUAGGAGUUGCUGUUUAAUUCUUUGUUACUUGUACUUGUAAAAUAAAGUCAAUUUCUUUCCUUUUCCAGUC
Crotalus tigris (Tiger rattlesnake) is the source of this 8574-nucleotide messenger RNA. It is a transcript of the gene ST8SIA4, whose product is annotated as ST8 alpha-N-acetyl-neuraminide alpha-2,8-sialyltransferase 4. Gene Ontology annotation, molecular function: alpha-N-acetylneuraminate alpha-2,8-sialyltransferase activity. The coding region runs from base 263 to 1342 and encodes 359 amino acids. Gene Ontology annotation, biological process: oligosaccharide metabolic process; N-glycan processing. NCBI's taxonomy places the organism in Eukaryota, Metazoa, Chordata, Lepidosauria, Squamata, Viperidae. The transcript has 5 exons. The record is from RefSeq and is a predicted model, not a curated record.